AUGGACGGCUGGGAUCUCCCUAUGAGCUUUGGUAAAAAGUCCAAGGCGGGUGGGCCUAAUCUCAAGGCCAAGGUCGAGACUACAAAGCGUGCAGAGCCUGUCCCUAAAGUAGAAAAGAAGCAAGAGCCAGAACCAUCUAUCCAAAAAGAAUCUGAGAAGGCAGCGGAAGAUCAAGAAAGCGACGACGAAGAAAUCGGCCCAGCGCCGCCUACGACAGGAAAGCGCAAGGCAGAAGACGACGAUUCUUCAGACGACGACUUUGGCCCCGAAGACGACGAAGACCGCACCCCAGUCACCCACGAAAUUGUGUUGAAAGACCAUACCAAGGUCGUCUCAGCAUUGGCGGUGGACCCGUCGGGCGCGAGAGUGGCAACCGGGUCGCAUGAUUAUGAUACCAAGAUUUGGGAUUUUGGAGGUAUGGAUCAUCGACUGAAGCCUUUCAAGAGCUUUGAGGCCAAUGGGAAUUAUCAUGUGCACGACCUGUCAUACUCGUCAGAUGGACAGCAGUUGCUCGUCAUUUCCGGAACUGUCGUCCCUAAAGUCUUCAACAGAAAUGGAGAAGAGGAGAAAGAAUACAACAAGGGUGAUGUAUAUCUGAGAGAUAUGAAGAAUACCAACGGUCAUGUCGCCGAGAUCAAUCGAGGAGCAUGGCAUCCGACAGAAAAGUCCAUUUUCCUUACCUGCUCCAACGACUCUACCCUGAGCAGAAUAUGGGAUACCUCAGUACUUCGUAAACAAAAACAAGUCAUCGUCGUCAAAUCCAAAGAACGAGGUGCGCGUACAAAGGUCACUGCAUGCGCUUGGAGCCCGGAUGGCAAGUGGAUUGCUGGAGUAUGUUUGGACGGCACCCUCCAUAUCUGGGAUACCAAAUCCAACUUUGCCCGACCAAAGUACUCUACGGAGCACGCGCACCCAAAGAAUACGGAAACGACCGAUGUGGCAUUUACGAGAGACGGGAUGAGGGUGAUCACCCGCGGAGGCGACGAUACUGUCAAAUUGUGGGAUAUCCGUUCGCUCAAAAAACCGCUCGCCGUCGCGGAAGGACUGACAAACCUCUAUCCCGAGACAAACCUCGCCUUCUCUCCCGAUGGACAACAGAUCCUCACCGGUGUGUCUGUACCAAAGGGUCAGAAGGGUAGUGUGGUGUUUUUGAACAGCCAGACGCUGAAGGAGGAGCGGAGAGUGGUGAUUGGAGAAGGAAGUGUGGUUCGGGUAUUGUGGCAUUCAAGAAUCAACCAAAUAUUCGCAACCACCUCUACCGGCGCAGUCUACGUCCUCUACUCCCCUCACUCCUCUAUACACGGUGCCCUCCUCCCCCUCGCCAAAAUGCCCAAAACCGCACCGCGCGACCCAUCCUACUCAUCCGCCGACCUCAAGCCCGUCAUCUUCACCCCCGAUGCUCUGCCAAUGUACCAAGACCAAGGCUACCGCGAGUCUUUGCAUCAGAAGGAGAAGAGGGCGAAGAAGAUGAAGCCAGAGGAAGGUGUGAAGGGGGUCGGGAGGGGAGGAAGGUUGGGGCAGAGUGAACAGCAGAGUUUCGUGCAUAGCAUGUACCCGGAGACUCUCAAGUUUGAGGAUCCGAGAGAAGCGCUUCUCAAGUAUGCAGACAAGAAAGACGAAGAUAAGGAAGAGUAG
Cryptococcus wingfieldii CBS 7118 is the source of this 1635-nucleotide messenger RNA. Its product is annotated as transcription factor. Bases 1 to 1635 code for a protein of 544 amino acids. NCBI's taxonomy places the organism in Eukaryota, Fungi, Basidiomycota, Tremellomycetes, Tremellales, Cryptococcaceae. Gene Ontology annotation, cellular component: nucleus; site of double-strand break. The transcript has 9 exons. Gene Ontology annotation, molecular function: protein binding. The record is from RefSeq and is a predicted model, not a curated record. Gene Ontology annotation, biological process: regulation of DNA double-strand break processing.